CCUAGAUUAAUGAACUUCGAUUGUUAUUUAGAACUUUUAGUAAGCUAAAUGUGUUAGUUGACUUUUGGUAAAAAGUUGUUUUGAUUCAUAGGAAAUAAAUAUUAGUUCGUUAGAUCUUGGCAAUAUUUUUGAAUUUCUUACUAAAAGAUGGAGACUAAACCAAAAAAUGAAUAUUUACUUGCUUUAAAAGUAAUGAGGUUAACACGACCCACUCUUGCCAGUCCUGUAGUUGUAACUUGUGAUUCAACAGAUUUACCAGGUAAUACGCUCAACAAUGAAUUAAAAAAUGAUUGCACAUCAUUGCAAGGAAUGGAAACACUUGCUAUUGGGCAAUUUAUGGUAUUACCGCAAAGUUUUGGAAAUAUAUAUUUAGGAGAAAUAUUUUCAAGCUAUUUAUGUGUACAUAAUGGUAGUAAUCAAGUAGUUAAAAAUGUGACUGUUAAGGCAGAUUUACAAACGAGUACUCAAGUUAUUUCAUUGUCGUCGGGAAAUUCAGAAGUCAAGGAAUUAGCUCCUGAUAAUACAGUGGAUGAAGUUAUUCAUCAUGAAGUUAAAGAGAUAGGAACGCAUAUAUUAGUAUGUGAAGUUAGUUAUACACCUGCUAAUUUAAUGGGUCCUCAACAGUCGUUUAGGAAAUAUUUUAAAUUUCAAGUAGUUAAGCCAUUGGAUGUGAAAACAAAAUUCUAUAAUGCAGAAUCUGAUGAAGUGUAUCUUGAGGCACAAAUACAAAAUCUUACAGUAGGUCCAAUUUGUCUAGAAAAAGUGUCAUUGGAAUCGUCACAUUUAUUUAGCGUAUCAACAUUAAAUAAAAAUGAAAAGGGAGAAAGUAUUUAUGGGAAAAUUAACUUAUUGGAUUCUGGUUGCAGUAGACAAUAUCUAUAUUGUUUGAAACCUCAGUUAAGUUUACAAAAAGAUCCUAAGAUGAUGCAUAAUGCUACUAAUAUUGGGAAAUUGGAUAUUGUAUGGAAAAGUAAUCUAGGAGAAAGAGGACGACUACAAACAAGCCAAUUACAAAGAAUGGCACCAGAAUAUGGAGAUCUAAGAGUCAUUAUGAAAGAUAUUCCAUUGAAGGUUUACCUUGAAGAACAAGUGAAUCUUAAAUGUCACAUAACAAAUACUUCAGAAAGAAGUAUGGAUUUGUUAUUAAGUUUGGAAUCAAGUGAUUCAAUUGCAUGGUGUGGAAUAUCUGAUAAAAUAAUUGGAACAUUAAAACCUGGAACCUCCAUUGAUGUACCUUUGAGUUUAAUCCCAUUAGAUAGUGGUAUUACUAUUAUUUCUGGCUUAAAGUUGAUGGAUACUUUUUUAAAAAGGGUAUAUGACUAUGAUGAUUUAGCACAAAUUUUUGUCAACCAAUUGAAUUAAUGUGACUUAGGAAAAUAUAUAAUGUAUAUUUUUUGGAUAUAUUUAAUUUAAAAAUUAUACUAUAACAAUUAUUAUUAUUUAAUAUUUAUUCAAAGAUAUGCAUCUAUAGUAGACAUUUUUUUAGUUUCACUGACAGCUCCAACAGCACAUGCCAAUAAUGUUUGAACAUCCUUAGAGAAUAUAUUUACCUGGAUCGCUACAAUGAUGUGAGUCUACAAGAUGUACGCUACAUAAUCUUAUUAAAUUCUGAGUCAAUUUCUCAACAAUUGAACUAACAGAUUUAUGAUGUGUAUAAAGUUCAACCUAUUUAUAACAAUGUUAUAAUUCAAUAAUGUAUUCACGAUAAACGAUUUAAAUAUUGAUGUAUAAUUAUACCUGUCCUGGGCAAUCAAAAAUAAGUAAACUAAUGCACCAUUCGGACCAAGACCAUAUUCUGUCAUUACUUCUUCGUGUUCGAUUAAUUCGGAUAUAUCUAUUAAUGGAGUAUAUUCCAUAUUUUCAUUGGCUGGAUCUGAUGGUAAGAAAAUAUAUUUGUAUAAAUUAAAUAAUUACAAAUUAAUGCUAUAUCAAGCAUACCAAUGUUGAUAACAGCUACUUUUCUACCCAUUUGUUCCAAAAAUUUACACAUUGCAUUACAGUAUGUAGUUUUUCCACUACCAGGUGGCCCAAUGACCAAUUGUCCAAAUAUUAAACUCAUAUUUUUUAUCAGUCUUCAAAAUUACCACAAUUUCAACUGAUUUAUAGUAUCAGUUAUAGUUUUUAAUAUCUCUUUAUUAUAAUCUUUUAAAGAUAAUGACAACAAUAAAGGUUUAUCUAUAUUUAUUUCUUCUGCGAUAUAUCUAGCGGCAGCAUGAACAUCAACUUCGUCUUUACCAAAAAUAAUACUGAAAUUUUUAUUUAAUUGUAUUAGAUGUAAAGAAAAAAAAAAAUAAUAAUAAUAAAACUACUUACUUGGUAGAGAAAA
Messenger RNA from Vespa crabro (European hornet), 2326 nucleotides. RefSeq names its product trafficking protein particle complex subunit 13. Bases 148 to 1362 code for a protein of 404 amino acids. The transcript has 12 exons. Gene Ontology annotation, cellular component: TRAPPIII protein complex. NCBI's taxonomy places the organism in Eukaryota, Metazoa, Arthropoda, Insecta, Hymenoptera, Vespidae. The record is from RefSeq and is a predicted model, not a curated record.